AUGAGCCACGUCCGCGUCAAACCAUUGGCCGCUGUCUUCAUCGUGCUCAGCAUAAUAUACUUCCUCAUAUCGAGCACCUUUAGCUUCGCGCGCAUUUUCUCCCACCCGCACUCGGGCAUCCCGUUAAGCCAGUCGGCUGUGAAGACGGCCUACUAUAACCACACCAUCGAACAGACACAUGAAGCUGUAAUCCCACGCAAGAUCCAUCAGAUAUAUCAUGACUGGUCUGAGAAAGGGGGGAACAUGCCCCAUAAAGAGCAGUGGAUGAGGUUGAGAGAUAGCUGUAUCAAUCGCAACCCAGGCUGGCAGUAUAAACCGCUGCGCUACUAUCCGGUCUUCGUGACAGACAGCAACCAGGGAUCCCUUGACAACAACAUUCUCGGGGCUGUGCCGCACCAUCCUUUCUACGAAUACGUUACCAACCAUAUAUGGACAUACAGCCUGUUCCACUAUCCGUACCCCUACGUCGCUGUCAUGUACAACUCCGGCCAGUGGUUUUUCACCUCCAUGUGGGAAAAGUACCACGACAAAGUGUCGCCAUGGAGUUGGAAUCCAUCCCAUCAUUUUGGCGCCGGCAAGAAGCAGGGGAAUUCCCAUGACAAGAAUCAGCUCUACCGCGUUAUCAUGGAUAAUCGCCGCGGCGCCGAGCCUUGGGUCUUUUGGAAUGAAGGCGCCGGACUCACAUGGCAGGAUUGGGAUUUCUCGAUGUUCAUGCCGGUUGGAGAAGUUUCGUCUCGAAUUAUCCGGACCGCUAUUACUGUGACUAUUGCUUUCUCGCUAAUAAGCGCGCUGGUGCUUUGGCGGUGCUUGUUUAGGAGAAGGAAAGCCGUGAAAAACAAUGCGCAGUCCAGUAGUAGUCUGAAAUCUGUGGUGGCGUUGUUAUCACCAGCGAAGGGGAAGGGUGGUGAAUCUUCGAAGAAAGAGGAUCAUGAGUUGGUAUGA
Talaromyces atroroseus is the source of this 942-nucleotide messenger RNA. RefSeq lists its product as hypothetical. The coding region runs from base 1 to 942 and encodes 313 amino acids. The record is from RefSeq and is a predicted model, not a curated record. The transcript is spliced from 2 exons. Gene Ontology annotation, biological process: mannosyl-inositol phosphorylceramide biosynthetic process. Gene Ontology annotation, molecular function: mannosyltransferase activity. NCBI's taxonomy places the organism in Eukaryota, Fungi, Ascomycota, Eurotiomycetes, Eurotiales, Trichocomaceae.